This is a messenger RNA of Musa acuminata AAA Group (dessert banana), 1386 nucleotides long. Its product is annotated as protein IRX15-LIKE-like. Gene Ontology annotation, biological process: xylan biosynthetic process; plant-type secondary cell wall biogenesis. Gene Ontology annotation, cellular component: Golgi apparatus. NCBI's taxonomy places the organism in Eukaryota, Viridiplantae, Streptophyta, Magnoliopsida, Zingiberales, Musaceae. The record is from RefSeq and is a predicted model, not a curated record. The transcript has a single exon. The coding region runs from base 230 to 1210 and encodes 326 amino acids.
AAAGUUUGGUCUCCUGUUCAUGUAACGCAUGUUAACCGGUGACUAAGGAAGACAACAAUGUUGGAAUGAUGACGGCCGAGUCACCAUAUCCUCUUCUUCUCUUCUUCCUCCUCCCCAUCCUAUUCUAAGGCGAAGAAGAGAAGGGAAGAGAGAGAAAGUAUAAUAGCAGCGGUAAAGUCAUUAAAUUUUGUUCUUCUUCCUCUGUUAUUUGAGCGAGCUGAAGUUGGAGAUGAAGGGAGUGAGCAGCACGAAGCUGAUGUAUCCGCAGCCAUCGUCCAACCACAAGCAUGGUGGAAAUGGGAUCUCCAACUCGGUCUCCUACCGUCGCCGCAUUUGGCUCGUCGCGUUCCUCUUCUUCUUCGCCUUCGUCUCGAUCCUCACUCUCCACAACCCCACCGGGGCGAGAGAUCCGAGUGGCCUCCCCUCCUCUUCUGCCUCCUCGCAUGCUGCGGUGGGGUCCGCCGCCGCGGCCACUUCGUGGCCGACGCCGCUGCCGGCUCUGGUGUUCGACGCGCUGGUCCACUACGCCGUGGCCUCCAACUACACGUGGAAGAUGGAGGAGGACGGCCUCCGGGCGAUCGCGGGCGUGCUCCGGCGGCGGGGGCCCUGCAACCUGCUCGUGUUCGGGAUCGGGCACGAGACGCCGCUGUGGCGAGCGCUCAACCAAGGCGGGCGCACCGUUUUCGUGGACGAGAACGAGUACUACGUCGCCCACAUGGAGGCGCGCAACCCCGGGCUGGAGGCCUACGACGUGGCCUACACCACCAAGGUCCGGGAGAUGCCGGAGCUCCUCGCCGAAUCCCGCCGGCAGCGCCGCGGCGAGUGCAGGCCGGUGCAGAACCUGCUCUUCUCCGACUGCCGGCUCGCCAUCAACGACCUCCCCAACCAGCUCUACGACGUGGCCUGGGACGUCAUCCUGAUCGACGGGCCCAAGGGGCACGAGGCGGCAGCGCCGGGCCGGAUGUCGGCCAUCUUCACGGCCGCCGUCAUGGCCAGGUACCGCGGCCGGGGGCCCGUGGACGUGCUCGUGCACGACUACGACCGGGCGGUGGAGAGGUUGUGCAGCGCAGAGUUCCUCUGCUCGGAGAACCUCGUCGCCGCCUCCUCCCGUCUGGCCCACUUCCUCAUCCGCAGCAGCGUCGGCCCCACCAACGAGUUCUGCACCAGCAGGACCACCACGGCCUACGGCGCUGCGACUUCCAGCUCGUAGUUUGGCUUCUGCUUCGCCAUGGACAGGCCAACCGUCCUGAGGAAAAGACAAUGAACACUCGUUCUCCCUUUUCCUUUGCUUGGUAGAGCAAAAGAUAGUGCUUUCUUGAUGACAUGCUGAUGUGAAGAGGAAUGGACAUCAAAGCUGACAACACUACACGGGUGCAACUCUUUCGU